Scatophagus argus is the source of this 3079-nucleotide messenger RNA. Its product is annotated as neurogranin-like. Gene Ontology annotation, molecular function: calmodulin binding. Bases 1892 to 2167 code for a protein of 91 amino acids. NCBI's taxonomy places the organism in Eukaryota, Metazoa, Chordata, Actinopteri, Scatophagidae. The record is from RefSeq and is a predicted model, not a curated record. The transcript has 3 exons.
CCCCAGACUCUCUAGGGGUAGGUGAUUGAAAAUAUCUCCAAAAUAGUUCAUUUCCUGGAUGACGUAUGGCUGCUGCUCUGAUAAAGUUUGAAUGUUACCGAGAGGGUCAUAAUCAAAAUCUUCCUCACUGAAAUGUGCAGAAAUUUGUCAUUCUCGAAGUUUGUCCUAAUCUACGUCCGUGUUCAUGCAUGGGCAUGUUUGAGAUGCUAUUUGAAGAAUUUGCUAUGCCGCAUGCUCAAGAAACUGUAAUACUUUGGCUUUAUUAUUGCCAAAUCCACCCUCCUGUUGGGAGUCACCGCAGCCUCCACAGAUUGAAGCUUGGUUUUGUAAUCUGUCAUCAUAAAAGACAGACUGAACAAUUUGUCUUGUGAAUUGGGCCUUUAACAUUUUUACUGCCGUCACAUUUAGCCCCGACUGAUUUGUCUGGACCAACGGGGCUCCAAAUGCAUGGGGAGGGAGUGUAGGAAGGGGUAGUAAGAAUGUUACCAUGGUAACUCCUCACCAUCCUGCUCUCUCUUAGUGUCGUCAUGGAAUUAAUAGGAGAUGGUGAUGCUGAUAGUUGCUAUGCACCAUCUGUAUUAGCAAUCUACCUUUAACAGCGGUUUCUAACAGACUGAUUAAACAGUAAAACAGUCCUUUCUGUGUUUAUUCUGGUAUUUUUACAUACAGUGCUUUCUUAAGCUCUUCCUGAUUGGCAGAAUUUAUUUCAGCUUCGACAAAGCUACCACAAAAUUGGAUGCCUUUUCUACUUUUUUUUUUAAAACCUAAUUUGCCUUUGACUCACUGUGUACAAGUUCACACAGUAAUAUUCCUAUACUCCAAUCAUCUUGGGAGAAUAAAUCCUACACUGGAUACACUAAUAAUUAAGAUAAUGUGAGCAUACUUACUGUAUCAUGAUUAAUUACAGUAAAUUUAAUAACAGUGGUUAUUCUUCCUACAAAUUACCAGAAGGAAAUUGACUGAUAAAGUAAGUCAGCUUAGUGAAACAAGGCGUCAGGCUAAUUUAACAUAUUGUUUGCUUAGUGGACCAGCAGGAAGAGCGUUAAUGUCAGAGAUAUAACUCAGAUAAAUGGACGCUUUCUGUUUCUCUCCCUCUCCGUCUUGUCUCUGAGGCUGGCAGAGGCGUGUGGGCGGCCAUACCAGCUGGGAUCAGAGGGAUGGAGAGCGCUGUCAGCUCACUCUGCCUCUAAUAAAUUUAUAACACCUCCUAGUGUAAAACAGCCCAAGAUGCUUAGACGGUUUUAUUUUCAUGCUAUUAGUAGAAUUUGAAAGUCAGCAAUUAUUGUUUUAUGGCCAUCUGGCUUUUACAUAGUAUUUCUAUGUUGGUCAUCUGUUAUUUGUGGAGUUUUAUUAUUUAUUAGUAACACUGCAACUUGUGAAUUUUUCUGAUUCUCGGUGAGUGUGACAGUCACUUUGUGUUAUCCAGACUGUGCAGUUGAUCAAUUUCACUUGUGUCAAACCUUAAAUCAGUGAUAUAGUCUACAUAUUCAGCAUAUACAACUUACUACCUAAGUAUUUAGGCUUUGCUCAGUGAAGGCUGAGGUAUGCUAAAGGUCUGUAACAGUAAUGUAAACACAGUGGGUCAGUCGCCUUAGUAAGACUGAAAAGAUAGAACACAUGCUGUCAUGUUUGUAGGAGGUCUCUGUUUCCCUCCCUCCCUCUUUCUCUCUUUCUUUCUGUGACUGAAUGUCUCUCUCUCUCUCUCUCUCUUUCACUCUGUGCGUGAGCGGGUGUUACUGAACAUACAGUGAUUGUUAGUAAGAGUCAGCGAGGCAUCUGUAUUGUACCGGAGAUUCAUUUAAAGAGAGCUUUGCUGGGUCCACGUACAAAUCAAAGCAUAGAAGUUAUACAGGUCAGCUCACCUGAAGACUGAAGUCAUCUGAAGUCAGACAUGGACUGUCACAAUCAGGAGGACUGCAGUCGGCCCCAGGAGGAGGAGGACAUCAUGGACAUCCCUUUGGAUGACCCGGAGGCCAACAGGGCUGCUGCCAAGAUCCAGGCUGGCUUUCGUGGCCACAUGACCCGUAAGAAGAUGAAGCCGGAGGACAAAGCAGAAGGGGAGGAGGUGAGCAGCACUGGGGAUGUGCUCAACGGCAGCCAGGGGGACACAGAGACAGGAGGAUCGGGGGCAGUAGAGAGAGACGACACAUCUGUGCCAGAGCAGUGACGUCCCUGUCCUGACCUGGAUGAAGAGAAAGAAGGGAAGCGAGGUAGCGAGGGAUGGCUGGCAUAUGCCGGCUGGGCUGGCUUUUGGGCACACCUUUUUACCCCAGGAGUCAUUUUCUUUUUCAACACAAAUUAGCAGUAGAAAAUGAAGCGACAGUUUUGAGGGUGUGUGAUGUGAAUUUUGUAAACUUUAACACUCCUUCUCUGCUUCUCCAGCAGUACGGAUGUCUUUGACCCAGAAUUUGCAACUCACUGCAUGUACUUGUGAAACUUCUGCUAGUGUGCUAGUUUUUAGAUGAUGAUCUGUGAAUGUGAAAAUGAAUGUCCUCUAAAUGCUAAACAGGGCUUAUUUUGGAUGGAUCAGUUCAUACCAUCUGUGUAUAAACCUUGUUUGCAUCAGCAUUAGACUUUGCGUAAUUAGUGGCUUAAAUAAUUUGUUAUUUUGCUUUGUUUUCUGGUGUGCUUGUAUCUUGGCCAUUAUUUACCUAUUUGACUUGCUUACAAAAAUGAUUAAAAUGUUAAAAACAUCAAAAGAAAAGUAGCUAUGUAUGUUCUAUUCAUUCUAAGUCACUUAAUUCAGAUUCCAACUGCCUUGAUUAUAUUUUGAGCACAUGUUAAGUAAGUUCUCUUUUCACCUUUUCAGGCAUUUUCUAUAAAUCUGAUCUUCCAGAACAGUAAGCAUGCAGUAAUCACACUUUUCUUUCAGAUGCAUUUGGUACAGCUUUACCUUAUGAGACACUGGUUCAAUAUGCUCUGUUGUUGUGUUGGUGGGUUUGACUUGUUGAAUCACGUCUGUGAAAUUCCUUUGUCAGAGAUUGCCGAGCCUUCAUGCUUUAACACUAACUGAAUCGUACACUGCUGAACUUUGCUGUAGAGUCUUGGCAUUACAAUAAUACAAUAAAUCCACCUUAAA